AUGCUGCAUGUUCGCACGGCUUCCGGGGAGGAGGUAGCUUCUCUCAGCGGAGAUAACUUUCAGACAGGGCUGGACCUGAAACGACACUUACGUACGCUGCACGGCUAUCCCGUGUCCUUGCAAAAGCUCGUGUACGACGGCAGAUUGCUGGAUGAUGAUGACGUGGAUGUGCCGGAAGUCGGAGAGGUGCAACUCAUACUCCUGGCCAAAGCAAACGAGGAAGUGGACUCGGAGAUGUGGCACACCGCCGGACGUGAGCUUGUGGCCUAUGCUGGCCGACAUGGCCAUCUGGAGUCAGCUCGGUUUCUGCUGCGGGCAGGAGUAGACAAAGACUACUACUGUGACUUCGAAGAUGCGGCUGCCCUCACGCUGGCAGCUCGUCAUGGACACAGUGAGAUGGUCCGCCUACUUGUGGAUGAAGGUUCAGACUUUAAGGAAGCCGGUCUCUUGGCGGCCGCCAUGGCAGGCCACGCGCAGGUUGUGCGCCUCUUGUUGGAUGCUGAUGCUUGUGAGGACGAUAUAGCUCUCACAAGGCGCGCGCUCCAGGAUGCGGUGUUCUUCGGGCACGCUGAAGUGGUGCGAUUGCUGGUUGAAGCUGGUGCUAAACCAGAUUGGCAGGGUUAUCAUGAUGGCAGAACGGCUCUAAUGCGUGCAGUAGCUAGGGGGCACACUGAGAUUGCACGUUGCCUGGUGGAUGCUGGUGCCAACAAGGACUUGCGGAACACUGCGGGUGUGACAGCUCUCAUGCUUGCAGCGGUCUACGGCCACACAGAGAUUGCCCGGCUGCUGGUGGAAGCUGGCGCUGACACGGAGGUGGUCGAUAGUCAAGGCAGGACGGCUCUCGAGCACGCAAGACUCCGAACACGCCGAAGCCAUGCCAAGAUUGCAGCCUUACUCCAAGAAGCGACUCAUAACGCGUCAGGCACGAAAGUAAAGCGACCGCGUCUUUGA
Molecule: messenger RNA, 951 nt
Organism: Symbiodinium sp. CCMP2592
Lineage: Eukaryota; Dinophyceae; Suessiales; Symbiodiniaceae
Source: the annotation of a GenBank genome assembly